Ictalurus punctatus (channel catfish) is the source of this 701-nucleotide messenger RNA. RefSeq names its product vitelline membrane outer layer protein 1 homolog. The record is from RefSeq and is marked provisional. Lineage: Eukaryota; Metazoa; Chordata; Actinopteri; Siluriformes; Ictaluridae.
CUGCAAGGAGAGAACUAGAAGAGGGAGAAAGUACUAUCAACCAAGGCAGCACCAAUGCAUCGGCUAACUUGGAGUAUACUGAUAAUUUUUCUGGCAUUAUUUGCAUGCCAUGUAAAGGGAAAAAGAGCUCAGCGAAGUGCUGACAGGCCCUAUCAAUCAUUGUUAUCUGUGGAUAAUGGCCAACGCUGGGGCACAUGGGGUCUUAAAGAAAUGUGUCCAUUGGGUUACUAUGCUGCAGGCUUCAGUCUUAAGGUUGCAGGUUACUGGGAAUCUUUGCUAGUUGGUGAUAACACUGCACUAAAUGGAAUUCGUCUUCACUGCGUUAACUCACUCGGAGGAUCAGGACCAUACUCUGACUAUGCCACAGUACAAUCAGACACCGGAAGCUGGGGUAAAUGGACAGAUAUUCAGUGGUGUAACUCUGGGAUGUUAAAAAGUUUUCAGCUACGUGUGGAGCCUUACCAAGGAACCGUGUGGGACGAUACUGCAGCAAAUAAUAUCAAGUUUAAAUGCGGUGGAAAUGAUGAGGAAAUUAAAGGUGCAGGAAUGUCUUGGGGUGACUGGGGCUCUUGGAGUGCCUCCUGUACCGGAAAAGGCAUCUGUGGAAUCCAGACAAUCGUUGAAGAACCAAGAGGCGUGGGAGACGACACAGCGCUGAACGACGUGCGAUUCUACUGCUGUGAAUAAAGUACAAAAUAGUU